Rotaria sp. Silwood2 is the source of this 342-nucleotide messenger RNA. Lineage: Eukaryota; Metazoa; Rotifera; Eurotatoria; Philodinida; Philodinidae. The record is from the annotation of a GenBank genome assembly.
AUGAAUUUAUUUUGUUUAGGUUAUGUUCGUAAUGUAAUGACCAAUGAUCAUUUUCGUUUUGUUAGUAUAUGGCAAAAUCGUCGAUUGUGGACAUAUUUAGUUGCUUUAUGUAUUAUGAUUGUAUUUACAGUUAGCAUUUCGAUGCUUCUUCGUUAUUCACAUUUUCAAAUAUUUCUUUUUAUUACUGCACCAUUAUUAACAGUUAUAUUAGCAUUAAUCGGUAUGGAAGCAAUUAUGUGGGAAUUUUCCAGUGAUGCAUCAACUGCUUUUUAUAUUAUACUAAUUGUAUGGAUAUCAGAUCAAUACAUAGGCGGCGGAGCCAUUAGGCUCGAAAGGCUCUAG